Messenger RNA from Chrysemys picta bellii (western painted turtle), 1760 nucleotides. The record is from RefSeq and is a predicted model, not a curated record. NCBI's taxonomy places the organism in Eukaryota, Metazoa, Chordata, Testudines, Emydidae.
CAGCAGCCUCUUCGAGGGGAGGUGCUCCGCUAAAACAAUUCCGGGCGGGGCUAGGGGCGGGAGCAGCCGGUUCCGCCCUUUCCCGGCGGCUCCUCCUCCUCCGUCGCAGCAGGACCGGAGCGGCGCCGGGAGAGAGAGACGUUGUCCAGCGAACCCAGUCAUGGACGAGACCUUAGAUGAACCUCCCACUUCUGCUGUCUUCUUGGACAACUGCCACUUCUCCCAGGUUCUCUUUAAUAACGUGGAGAAGUUUUACGUCCCCGGAGGAGACAUAACCUGCUUUUAUACCCUCACGCAACACAUCACGCCUCGCAGAAAGGACUGGGUGGGCAUUUUCCGGGUGGGAUGGAAAACAACCCGCGAAUAUUACACCUUCAUGUGGGCGCCUUUCCCGAGUGACCUCAGCGGUGAUUCUAUUGUGCAGCAGCAAAUUCAGUUUCGAGCCUACUACCUGCCAAAAGAUGACGAAUAUUACCAGUUCUGUUACGUUGAUGAGGAGGGGGUGGUCCGUGGAGCCAGUGUACCUUUCCAGUUCCGGGCAGAGACAGAGGAUGAUAUCCUGGUGGUUACUACACAGGGAGAAGUGGAGGAGAUUGAGCAACAAAACAAGGAUUUAGUUAAAGAAAACAAGGAACUGAAGGAAAGCUGCCUGUGUCUCCAGAAACAGAACCUGGGUCUGCAGGAGGAGCUCCGGCUGGCACAGGAGAAGAUGAAGGAGCUAGAGGGAGAAGUCUGUUUCUUGCAGACUGGGAACUUGGAGCUGCGGAGAGCUCAGGAGCUACAGGCCGGAGAGAUGAGCUCUGCCCAGAUGAAUUUGGCUUCAAUUAGGGAACAGAACAUAAAACUUGGAAAGGAAAAUCAGGAGCUGCAGAAAGGACUGGAGUCUCUGAAGAGCAGCUGUGAGAAACUGGAGCUGGAAGGAAAUUUCCUGAAAGAGGAGAACAAGAGGCUGACGGAGCAGAAUGGCUGCAGAGAGAGGGAGCUGCAGCAAUUCAAAGAACACAACCAAGAGGUGUCAUCUGAAAAGGAACAGCUAGAAAGCAGAUUGAAAACUACCCUGGAUCACAUGGACCAGCUGCAGUCCCAGGUGUUGAAUCAAGAGAAGGAAAUGGAAAACCUGGUUCGGAUGGACCAUGACAAGACUGAGCAGCUGGGGCAUUUGAAGGAGGAGAAUCGUCGGUUACGCAGUACUUUGACUGAACAGGUAGAGCAGAAAGAGAAGCUGGAAAAGUGUCUGGAGGAUCUGAAGGUGACAGAGGCCAGCAUGGCUCUUCAUCUGCAACAUAAGCAGCAUCAAAACCGUGAUCUAGCAAAGGAACUCGAGGAGAAGAACCAUUUGUUUCAGCUUCUUCAGCGGAAACAGGAUGAAAUUGAGGAGAAAAAUCUGAGACUAAGGCAAGAGAACAACGAGUUGCUGAUGCGCCUCUCUGAGAGCCCAGAUUAUUCUGCCCGGGUUGCUGUCCCGUCGGCGCAAGUUCCAACUCGGCCUCCAGAAAGUGCAGACCUUUUGUUUGGGAACCCGUACUAUAACUCCCUAGAAACAAGUGCUGUGAACAUGCCCUCUGUGAAGAAAUGCCCCCUGUGUCAUGAGGUCUUUCCUGAUGACAUUGGGCCACGUCAGUACGAGGACCAUGUGCGAAGCCACAUUCUGGAUUGCCCGUUCUGUGACGAGACCUUUGAGGAUAAGCAGGUGUAUGAUGAUCAUGUGUACUGCCACAGCCUGGAAUAAUUCUUCAUUCUGCUUUGUGCUGUAUAGCAGG